Messenger RNA from Alexandromys fortis (reed vole), 4364 nucleotides. RefSeq names its product zinc finger protein 724-like. The record is from RefSeq and is a predicted model, not a curated record. The transcript has 5 exons. Gene Ontology annotation, biological process: regulation of DNA-templated transcription. Lineage: Eukaryota; Metazoa; Chordata; Mammalia; Rodentia; Cricetidae. Bases 393 to 2081 code for a protein of 562 amino acids.
UCGCGAGCCUAUGCUUAUCUCCGGCCUUUGUGUUUGAAAAUGUCUUAGUGUGGUCCCCAGCCUCUGGAAGCCUAGGGACCCUGAUGAAAUCGUGAGCUUCGGGUGCUGGAGAUGCAAGAGGACCGUGGAGAUGAGUUGGCGAGGAGUUCUUGGCUGAGUGUCAGAUGGAAAUAAGAUCCACCAUCCCUCCAUUCGUGUUCUUACAUUCUCUUUCAGUGGUAAUUCUGAGCUUCUGAAAGGCAGUGAAGAAGGCAUGAAAUCACGUCCAAGAACAGUCCAGGGAACAAGAUGCACCUGAGGACCAGUUGACAUUCAGCGAUGUGGCCAUUGAUUUCUCUGAAGAUGAGUGGGAAUGCCUGGACCCUCCUCAGCAGGAUCUGUAUAGGGAUGUGAUGUUAGAGAACUACAGAAACCUGGUCUCUGUGGCUCUUUCUCGUCAUUUUACCCAGAACUUUUCACCAGAACAGAUCCUAAAAUAUUCCCUCAAAAAAGUGACUAAGAGAAGACGUGGAAGUUAUGGCCUCAAGAGUUUGAGAAGUCAGGCAAAUGCAGAUGAGAAUAAAGGUCAAACAGCCUGCCAUGGUGAAUAUAACCCAUUCGUGAUCACAGGCAAUAACAAAGAUGUCAUUGACAACAGAGAUAAAGAACAGAAAAUGGCUGUGAAAAAAACCCAUGCUAGGACAGGUACUUUUGAUGAGCCAUGUCUCUAUAAACAAAAAUAUCCAAGGGAAAUUUUUCAAUAUAACUUACGUUUGAAAAGAUGUUUUGAAGAUCUGAAAGUGGGAAAAAUCUUUCAAUCAAGCAUUUCCAUAGACAAAGAAUUGAGAGACAGAGAACUGAUAUCUAAAGUUGAUCAAGUAGAGGUUUCCUAUCCUGAAAGAUCCUUACUCUUCAGCCAGCAAGUUGAUCUUUCCUAUGGCCAGAUGCACAAUUCUGAUGGUUGUGGACUACUUGCUACAGACCUAUUACUGCAUAGCCAGAAUCCAGAUACAGAUAUUUGGAAAGCCACACACAUGUGUAAAGAAACCAGCAAAGCUUGCAGUAAUGGCUCUACACUAAAUGAUUGCAAGGAUAUUGUAGAGAAAUCUGGUCAGUGUGACAAAGUACACAAUAACAUUGACCCUGGCUCAAGUCCCACCAACCAGAACUGUACUCUGUUUACAAAGAACCUUUUCAAUUGUGAAAAUUUCUUUACCCAGUGCUCAAAGCUUGCCAUUCAGCAGUGUAACUAUAUUCAAGAUAAUCAUCACAAGCAUACAGAUUGUGAGACAAUGUUUAAUCAAACUUCAAACCUCAAACCUCAAAAACAUAAAAAUCGGUAUGCCCAGAAGUCCUACAGAUGUAAUGAAUGUGGCAAAGCCUUUAAGUAUUGCUCAAGUUACAGUAAACACAGCAUAAUUCACACAGGAGAAAAACCGUACAAAUGUAAACUGUGUGGAAAAUCCUUUACCCAGUGUGCAAGCCUUAAAAAACAUCAAAGAAUCCACACUGGAGAGAAGCCCUACAAAUGUGAGGAAUGUGGCAGAAGCUUUAACCACUGCUCAAUUCUUAGUCAGCACCAGAGAAUCCAUACAGGAGAGAAACCCUACAAAUGUAAGCAAUGUGGGAAAUCCUUUACCCAGUGUGCGAGCCUUAGAAAACACCAGGUAAUCCACACUGGAGAGAAGCCCUACAGAUGUGCAGAAUGUGGCAAAGCUUUCACCCAAAGCUCAACACUUAGCGAGCACCAGAGAAUUCAUACUGGAGAGAAACCUUACAAGUGUGAACAAUGUGGAAAGUCCUUUACCCAGUGUUCAAGCCUCAGAAAACACCAGAGAAUCCACACUGGAGAGAAACCCUACAAGUGUGAAGAAUGUGGCAAAGCCUUUAACUGCCGUUCAUCUUUUACUAAACACAAGAGAAUUCACACAGGAGAGAAACCGUACAAAUGUAAGGAAUGUGGCAAAGCUUUCAUCCAUUGCACAAACCUUACUCAACACCAGAGAAUCCAUACGGGAGAGAAACCAUACAAAUGCAAUGAGUGUGGAAAAUGCUUUAGUCAGUGUUCAAACCUUAGAAAACAUCAAAGAAUUCAUACAUGAGUGAAACAGCAAAUGUAAAAAUGUGGUAAUUCUUUAUCUAUAGUCCAGGGCUUGUUUUAUGUCAUAUAAUAAAACUGGGUGAGUCCUGCGGAAGCAGUGAGUAUAACAAAGUCUCCAACUUGUCUGCCACUCACAAGUUCUUGGUAUCAGAGAAUUCAUUCUUCUGCAGAGAGACCCUACAAAUACAAGCAAUAUCAAGACCUCAGAUGUUUAUAAUCCUGUACUAGGCACCACCAUCACUUUAGAAAGAAACACAAAUGAUAUUUUUUAAUGAGGGGAAAAUCUAAAUUGUUACUCAUCUCUUACUGAACAUUGAAUUCACACCUGAGACAAAAACUGGGAAAUAUUCAGAACCUGGCAAAGCCUUUUUAAUCUUUCAACCCUCACUAAACACAACAACUCACACCUGAGACAAACCCUACAAGUGCAGAAAAAGUGCCAAAGAUUUUUACUAUUUUCCACAUCAUAAACCAGUUUAUAUUAGGAUGAAACACUAUAAACAUACCAAAUGUGUCAAAGCCUUUAAAUCAACAUACAAAGCAUUUUAACAUCAGAGAACACAUUAAAAAUUUCAACUUUGUCCCAAAUGCACAACUCAAAGAACAGUAAAAUACUUAAUGUUCUGUGCAUAUGUAAAAAGUAUAGCAAAACCUUUUUAUAUAUGGGCUCAUACUAUAAUUGAAAUUAGAGUUCUACACAUGUAAAUAAUGUAAAACCCUUUGUUGUUACUUCCAAGCUGCUAGAUACUAUUAAUUGAUCUGAUAGAAGAAACCUCAUGGCUCUCAAAGAACUACCAACAACUCACUUCUCAAAAGAUAUGGCUGUAUUACAUAUUAAAAGUUUCUAAAUAUGCUCGCUCAUGGAAACUGGAAGCUCAUUCUCAUGUACAUGUCAGAAGAACAAGACCCAUUUCUGAGUGUUUGUAUUUUUCAAAAACUAAACAACAUAUUUUUCUUGUUCCAGAAAAAGUUCUAGGUAACAAACAUUACUAAUAUAUUCAUGGGUAAACAACCUCUAUUGUUCAUUUCCCCCAUGAUCUUUAGGUGAAAAUGGGGCAGACCGGAAAGUUUCAGAGUAUUGUGGACUGAACCUUUUGUCUGUCUAGGGUAGGAGGGAGAAAAAUAUUCUUGAGGUUCUCAUACAGUACCAGCCUCCAACUCACCAGCUCCAAUAUAGGCAUCUUGUUGCUGAACAUCCAGUCCUUGUUAGACACACACGUCAAAAUGAGAUCAAAUCUGAGGUCUUGGUGUCUCUUGGACACAUCAAAAGGUGGUACCAACAUGGCAGAUCAAUACAAAAUAGUUCCUGCUGCUGCCAAUGAAGUCGGUCAUUCUAGUGGGAUACAUUUCCUUCUCUCUCUCUCUCUCUCUCUCUCUCUCUCUCUCUCUCUCUCUCUCUCUCUCUCUCUCUCCCUCCCCUACCCCCCCAAAUGUUGGGGCACCUUCUUCAUGCUCCUAUGGCUGUGCCUUCCCUUAAGUUGUUUCUAUUGGGGAAUUUUAUCACAGCAAUACAACAGAAACUAAUACAGGGUCAAGCAUCCAAAACAACAGAGUUCAAAGACAUUUGGCUUUUUAGUAAAAGAUAAUGAUAAUCUUUCACUAUUCAUAAUUAUGAAUAACAAUCAUAAUAAAUGAAGCGUAGGUGGACUCAACCCUUUAAAGUUGCAAAGCUUGAGAAACUUCCUUGCAUAGGGUUUCAGGACUGUGUCUGCUGCCUGUGGUUCCCAUUAAAUAGAAUUUAAGUAAGCCUAAUAAAUGAAUCCACUAGCAUCAGUUCUAAUAAGUAUGUGUGUUUGGUAGGUGUUUUCUGUUACAUUUUCUAGCAUCAGUAAGAAUGAAAACAAUGUAGAAACCUAUUAGAAGGCAUGGGGUAGAGGUGUGAAAAUGUGAGGUCUGUUUCCUGCAGCUGGGAAGAUUGAAUUUUUUUAUUUUGUGUAUGAGUGCUGGCUACAUGUAUGUAUGUCCAUCACUUGUGUGUCUAGUACCCUUAGAAGUUGGCAGGGAGUAUUGCAUCCCUUGGAGCUGGGGUCACAGACGGUUUUGCACCACCAUGUGGGUGCUGGGAAUUGAACCCAUGACCUCUGAAAGAGCAACGAAUGCUCUUAAGAACUGGUCUAGCUCCCUAGCUCCUAUGUAUCUUUUAAUAAAAUAUUGCCUAUAUAUUUGUUCCUGAUGACAUUAUUGGGGCCAUGGUUUACUGUCAUAGAGGUUUUUUUGUUCCCAUCUUGAUAUUCAACACAUUAAAUUUUUUUGAGAAAGCAAACAAGAAAUAGUUAAAUGUGAA